Dermacentor andersoni is the source of this 526-nucleotide messenger RNA. The record is from RefSeq and is a predicted model, not a curated record. Lineage: Eukaryota; Metazoa; Arthropoda; Arachnida; Ixodida; Ixodidae.
AAAGGAACGCACCCGUAUUGAUCACAAGGUUGUUGUACCUUUUGGACAUAAAAAGUCCGAAGAUUCGCCACGGCCUUACCAUUCGCUACUCUAAAGGCGUCUACUGUGCAAAACCGUGAUGGCUGCACUGAACGGUCUCGUACUUUUGCUGCUUACCAUUUCUGCUAUGUUCAUAAGUGAGUGUUACAGUACUGGUGAGCGUCAAUCCAUCCAGAGGGAAGGCCGGUGUGAGGAAGUGACAUGCCACCGUACACUCAACCACCUCGGUGUAGCAGUGACAAGCGGUUGCCCGUCUGGCUGUUUAUGUGUCAUCAGCGCACCCGAUAGUGCAGUCAACGUAAACGGGACGUGCUAUCAACUAAUGGGUUCCACCAGCACCACAACAAGCAGUACACCCUCGUCGGAGGACCAAGAAUAAUGCCGGUGAAAGCGAUGUGACGGCGACCAACGAAGUAUGUUUCAAACAAAACAAGCAUAAAGAAAGGCGCUUAAUUUGUUUGGAAUGGAAUAAAAAUCUUAUAAAUAA